Messenger RNA from Mangifera indica (mango), 1565 nucleotides. Its product is annotated as cysteine synthase-like. Gene Ontology annotation, cellular component: cytoplasm. The record is from RefSeq and is a predicted model, not a curated record. Gene Ontology annotation, molecular function: cysteine synthase activity. NCBI's taxonomy places the organism in Eukaryota, Viridiplantae, Streptophyta, Magnoliopsida, Sapindales, Anacardiaceae. The transcript has 11 exons. Bases 457 to 1443 code for a protein of 328 amino acids.
UUCUGGUUUCUUUUAUAUAUAUAAAAUUGAAAAAAAAAAUUAAUUCAUCUUGAUAAUCAGAAUUUUGGGAAAUAAAAAAUAAGCAAGAAAAAUAACAAUAUGUAUUUUGAUGCUUCAAUAUAAUUGAAGAUAUUUUUAGAUGACGAGGAGUUGUUUUGUAUUUUUCCUGAAACUAAUUGCCAGAAUUGGGCAUUGACCUGGUCAAAGUUGAUUGCAACAAUUAUUUUAAUUUCAUUUAUUUUAUGCUGGAUAUUUGCCAUUAUUAAUUUGGCAUAAGAUCCAGUCACUGUACAUUUGCAGCUGGAUUGACACCCAAUCCAGGUCAGGUUCAAUAGAAUCCUUUCAUUUUCUUCUUCUUCAUGUGUGACAGUAAUAUAAAUCCCUGUACAGUAUACACUAGAGGCCAGGCCUUUUGUUCAUUUAGAGUCUUUUAGUUCAACAAGCAAUUAUCAAGUAAUGGAAAAACCAAGAGUUGGGCAUUGCGAGAUUGCGAAAGAUGUGACGGAAUUAAUUGGCAAGACUCCUCUGGUGUAUCUGAAUAAUAUUGUGGAUGGCUGUGUUGCCCGUAUCGCUGCUAAACUAGAGAUGAUGGAACCUUGCUCCAGUGUCAAAGACAGGAUUGGUUACAGUAUGAUUGCGGACGCAGAGGCCAAAGGUCUUAUCAUACCAGGGAAGAGUGUGCUCAUUGAACCAACCAGUGGAAAUACUGGGAUAGGGUUGGCAUUCAUGGCAGCAGCAAAGCACUAUAAGCUUAUCAUUACAAUGCCUGCUUCAAUGAGUAUUGAAAGAAGAAUUAUUCUUCGAGCUUUUGGAGCUGAGCUGGUUCUCACUGAUCCUGCUAAAGGGAUGAAGGGAGCUGUUCAGAAGGCAGAGGAGAUUUUGGCCAAGACACCGAAUGCUUACAUGCUGCAGCAGUUUGAAAAUCCAGCCAACCCAAAGAUCCAUUAUGAGACUACUGGGCCAGAGAUAUGGAGAGGCUCAGGAGGGAAAGUUGAUGCCGUUGUUUCUGGAAUUGGUACUGGUGGCACAAUAACAGGUGCAGGGACAUUUCUUAAAGAGCAGAACCCCAAGAUAAAGCUAUACGGUGUGGAGCCAGUUGAAAGUCCUAUUCUAUCCGGUGGAAAACCUGGUCCGCAUAAGAUCCAAGGAAUAGGUGCUGGCUUUGUCCCAGGUGUUUUGCAAGUCAAUGUUGUUGAUGAAGUUAUUCAAAUAUCAAGUAAUGAGGCAAUUGAGACAGCAAAGCUUCUUGCCCUGAAAGAAGGUUUACUUGUGGGAAUAUCAUCUGGUGCUGCUGCUGCCGCUGCAAUUAAGAUUGCAAAGAGACCCGAGAACGCUGGAAAACUUAUUGUUGUAAUUUUUCCAAGCUUUGGAGAGAGAUAUCUGUCUUCUGUGCUAUUUGAAUCCGAGAGGAAGGAGGCAGAAAACAUGGUGGUGGAGCCCUGAUUUCCUAGAUCAGUUUAGCAUUUUGGUCUCCUAUUGCUUCUUCUUGGCAUAAUUACAUGAAUUGUAGUUAUCUUAAGUGCCUUGUGCUGCUAACUACUCAUUAUACAGCCUAAUUUUUUAUA